This is a messenger RNA of Jaculus jaculus (lesser Egyptian jerboa), 2173 nucleotides long. It is a transcript of the gene Tbx5, whose product is annotated as T-box transcription factor 5. Gene Ontology annotation, biological process: cell fate specification; positive regulation of DNA-templated transcription; regulation of transcription by RNA polymerase II. Gene Ontology annotation, molecular function: RNA polymerase II cis-regulatory region sequence-specific DNA binding; DNA-binding transcription factor activity, RNA polymerase II-specific. Gene Ontology annotation, cellular component: nucleus. NCBI's taxonomy places the organism in Eukaryota, Metazoa, Chordata, Mammalia, Rodentia, Dipodidae. The transcript has 9 exons. The record is from RefSeq and is a predicted model, not a curated record. Bases 192 to 1748 code for a protein of 518 amino acids.
CAAGUUGGCGGCAGUGGCGGCCAAGCUAGGCACGGCCACCACCUCCAGCCUAAACCCCGGAGUCACCACCAUGCCAGCACCCCCGCCUGGCCGCCGGCUCCUCUGCUAGGAGGAAGAGGGGCGGUGGUGAAUGCACCCGGCUGCACGAGCGAGAACAGAACCUGGCGCGGGCACAGGGCCCUGGGCGCACCAUGGCCGACGCGGAUGAUGGCUUUGGCCUGGCACACACGCCUCUAGAGCCCGACUCCAAAGACCGGUCCUGUGAUUCCAAACCCGAGAGCGCGCUGGGAGCCCCCAGCAAGUCCCCCUCAUCUCCGCAGGCUGCCUUCACCCAGCAGGGUAUGGAAGGAAUCAAAGUUUUCCUCCAUGAAAGAGAACUGUGGUUGAAAUUCCACGAAGUGGGUACAGAAAUGAUCAUCACCAAGGCUGGGAGGCGGAUGUUUCCCAGUUACAAAGUGAAGGUGACUGGCCUUAAUCCCAAAACGAAGUACAUCCUCCUCAUGGACAUAGUUCCUGCCGAUGACCACAGAUAUAAAUUUGCAGAUAAUAAAUGGUCCGUAACUGGCAAAGCCGAGCCUGCCAUGCCAGGCCGUCUCUACGUGCACCCGGAUUCCCCGGCCACCGGAGCACACUGGAUGCGACAGCUUGUCUCCUUCCAGAAACUCAAGCUCACCAACAACCAUCUGGACCCAUUUGGGCAUAUUAUCCUAAACUCCAUGCACAAAUACCAGCCCAGAUUACACAUCGUGAAAGCAGACGAGAAUAAUGGAUUCGGUUCAAAAAACACGGCGUUCUGCACUCACGUCUUUCCUGAGACAGCCUUUAUUGCAGUGACAUCCUACCAGAAUCACAAGAUCACGCAAUUGAAGAUCGAGAACAAUCCUUUUGCCAAGGGCUUCCGGGGCAGCGACGACAUGGAGCUUCACAGAAUGUCACGCAUGCAAAGUAAAGAAUAUCCCGUGGUUCCCAGGAGCACAGUGAGGCAAAAAGUGGCCUCCAACCACAGUCCUUUCAGCAGUGAGCCCAGAGCUGUCUCCACCUCAUCCAAUUUAGGAUCCCAGUAUCAGUGUGAGAAUGGCGUCUCUGGCCCCUCUCAGGACCUUCUGCCCCCACCUAACCCGUACCCCCUGGCCCAGGAGCACAGCCAAAUCUACCACUGCAGCAAGAGGAAAGAUGAGGAAUGUUCCAGCGCGGAGCACCCCUAUAAGAAACCAUACAUGGAGACAUCCCCCAGUGAAGAGGACACCUUCUAUCGCUCGGGCUACCCCCAGCAGCAGGGGCUGAACACCUCCUAUAGGACUGAGUCGGCUCAGCGGCAGGCCUGCAUGUACGCCAGCUCUGCACCACCCAGCGAGCCGGUUCCCAACCUCGAAGACAUCAGCUGCAACACGUGGCCCAGCAUGCCCUCCUACAGCAGCUGCACAGUCACCGCGGUGCAGCCCAUGGACCGCCUCUCCUACCAGCCCUUCUCUGCUCACUUCACCUCGGGGCCCCUGGUCCCUCGGUUGGCUGGCAUGACCAACCACAGCUCCCCUCAGCUCGGGGACACAAUGUUUCAGCACCAGACAUCCGUGGCUCACCAGCCUGUGGUCAGGCAGUGUGGGCCUCAGACUGGCCUCCAGUCUCCCGGCAGCCUCCAGCCCCCCGAGUUCCUCUAUUCACAUGGCGUGCCCAGGACCCUAUCUCCACAUCAGUACCACUCGGUCCAUGGCGUUGGCAUGGUGCCAGAGUGGAGUGAGAACAGCUAAGUGCAGACCUUCGCUAGAGAGAGAGGAGAGAGAGAGAGAGAAAAGAAGAGGGACAGUGACAAAGAGGACCCCACGGACAAGACUGCUCACUUCACCCAGUCACGUCUGCACGUGAGGCUCUGCGGGCCACUGAUCUAAUCAGUAGCCUGCCACCACCAUUCCAAAAAAAAAAAAAAAAAAAAAAGUGACUGCUGUUUUGUCUCAAAACCUAAAAGACAAGCAAAAAAACAAAACCAAGAAACAACAAAUUAAGAUGAGUCCCACCCUUCACAACCUCAACUCCCCAUCAGUCAGUCACAUUCACACCACCUAGGACAUCUUCCCUCAUUGUUUCUUUUGGGUUCCAGACAUCUUGCCUCAUUGAGUUUUCAAUCCCGAAGCAUGGUGAGAGCCUGUCUCUGUCUUGGUGUUGUUGUUGACUUUGA